Messenger RNA from Saccoglossus kowalevskii, 1871 nucleotides. Its product is annotated as ataxin-7-like protein 3. The record is from RefSeq and is a predicted model, not a curated record. Gene Ontology annotation, molecular function: transcription coactivator activity. Lineage: Eukaryota; Metazoa; Hemichordata; Enteropneusta; Harrimaniidae. Gene Ontology annotation, biological process: positive regulation of DNA-templated transcription; regulation of transcription by RNA polymerase II. Gene Ontology annotation, cellular component: DUBm complex; SAGA complex.
CGAGAAGGCAAAGCAAAACAAAACAAAAACGGAACGGGUGAGAAUGAACCGUCUGAAUCUGUGCAUUUCGAUUUUCAAGAUUAGUAUAAUAAAUUCUGAACGAUUCCCGAGAAAAUGACAAGUUUGGUCGGCAGUAGCCUAGAAAACGACGCCGAACUACAGGAGGCUGUAUUCUUUGAACUAAUUGAUGAUUUGACUCUUGGAUUAUGUUUUGAAUUCCAUCGAUCUUGUAAAACUGGUUCAUUUUUCCAUGAUGAUGUCGAUGAAGAAACAAUGAAACAAUAUGAAAUCGUUGAGAAAACUGGUCUUGAUGUAUUCGGUCAAGUGCCUUUAAAGAAACCAGUGGAGUGUAUAUGUCCUAAUUGUAAUAGGACACUAACAGCAUCCCGAUUUGCACCACAUCUAGAAAAAUGUAUGGGAAUGGGGCGCAAUAGCAGUAGAAUAGCUAAUAGAAGACUUAUAGCCAAUAGUGGUAAAGUUGAUAGCGAAAAUGAUGAUGAAAAUGAAGAGACAGAUUGGCCGUUAAAUGACAAAAAAAAUUAUCCAUCAAAGAAACUUAAGAAAGAAAAGAUGGUUAAUUCACCAAGACGAGCUACAAAGUCAGGAAAAAAUAAAAAUGGUGAUACCAACAGUGUACAUUCAGAGUCUAGUGUUGUAAGUUACAAGUCUACGGGGUAUCUACCAGGACAUGAAGCAUUAUCAAUGGAAGAACGAAAACAACUAUUGAUGAGUACAUGUGGUGUUAUAUCCGAACAUACCAAAAAAAUGUGUACCAGAUCCCACCGCUGUCCUCAACAUUCUGAUGAGCAAAGACGAUCUGUCAGAGCCUACUUAUUAGGUGGAUAUCAUGAUGCAGUAAGAGUCAGAACAGAUGGUAACCUUGGCGACAAUGAUGAUAUACAUGUAGAUAUUGAUGGUUACGAAGAUUCAGAAAAUGCAAAUUCAUUCCGUGAUGUCCUUCAUUGGGAGGGGAGUUCAGCCAAUCCAUCACCAGCUGAUUCAAACUCCACUGCUAGUACAAGCAGUACUGCAAAGAGAUACAAGAAAUCCAAGCAACAGAGACACAAGAAAAGUAAGACUUCUACACUGGUGCAGUAUGACAAUGAAAUCUGAAAAAAAUAUCUGUUCUGACCUUAUGACCUGUAUAAAACUGUUAUUGAAAUAUUCACUUCUUUAUAAAAAGGCUGCUUGCAGUGAAAACAAACAAUAUUAAAUUAUUUGGAAGCAUGUUUCCGAAUCUUAGCAUUCAUGCAUAUUAGGUUAUUGGCAUGUGUAUUUAUCUCUAAAAGAAUAAAUUGAAGCUCCUUGAAGUGAUGUCAUAUUGUUUAAUAUCUACGUAGUCACAAACAAAUGAAUGUGCUGUGUAUAUGAUUUUGUCUGACCACAGCUGUUAUUCCUUACCUUGUUCUUUUUGUGUUUAUACUGCAGCAAGAAUGCAUGCAUUUAUGUACAAUGUAUGUGCCUCUAAUUUCUUUCAUUAUUUUAUGUAUUGCAAUAUCGGCAUUGUUUGCUUUGUUGUUGAAAUUAUGCUGCUGUAUACCAGGAAUGUGCUAGUAGAUCAUCAUUCUGCAUAGAUUGUUGUAUACUUUCUUAAUCUCCGUUUGGACAGUCUGAAAAAGGGGGGACUUAUGACGUGCAUGCAUGCCCACCUGCAUCUUGGACAUGUCUUUAUAAUCAAUUAAUGGUAAAAUAAGACGGAACAUCAUUUCAUUCCUUUGAUGUUUGUCGCAGUUGCCUAACCCUAUAUUAUUGUCUUUAUUUAAUUUUUAUUGCAAGAAUAACAAAGUUGUGUUGUUCGCAAAAUUUUGCUUGAAGUCUCAACUAUAUGUGUACUGUAAUAAAAGCAACAGCAAAAGUAUUUGCUAAAUAUU